Messenger RNA from Oryza brachyantha (malo sina), 4429 nucleotides. RefSeq lists its product as uncharacterized. Gene Ontology annotation, molecular function: mRNA binding. The coding region runs from base 225 to 3959 and encodes 1244 amino acids. Gene Ontology annotation, cellular component: cytoplasm. Gene Ontology annotation, biological process: post-transcriptional regulation of gene expression. The record is from RefSeq and is a predicted model, not a curated record. NCBI's taxonomy places the organism in Eukaryota, Viridiplantae, Streptophyta, Magnoliopsida, Poales, Poaceae. The transcript is spliced from 8 exons.
UUCAAUGCACCAUUUCAUCAUGUGGCAACCAUUGCAAUAUCUCUACCGCAUUGUCAAGCUGUUGAAUACAUAUAAUGGGAUCUAUUAAAAUAACUAUGUGAUUUUUGGGAUUGCUUUAUUUAAUAUAAAUAUUUUGCAUGCAACCUAUGAAAAUGACCAGACCACUUCUUUCUGUUUUACUAAAACCUUUUCUGUUUUCUUCUUAGGAUUUCCCAGGUGAACACAUGUCCGCUCCAGAUGAAAAUGUGUCUACUGAGGUUGCAGGCAUGCCCUAUUCUCGGGACAUGCAGUUUGAAGCGGCGAGAUAUUUUGGAAACUUUGAUUCAGAAAACCAAGCUGCUCAUCAGACUCCAAAAGAACCAUCAUACAAAGCCUUUUAUGGGAGCUGCAAUCCUGGCCGAAUGAUUGGACUAGGGGGUUCACCAUAUAAACUGGCCAGGCCAUCCUCAUCUAAAAGUUUCUAUACUGAUAGCUUCUCUGAUGCCACUAGAUUCAACCAGCUGAAUCUUCAGAAACAAAUAGGUGCUGAUGGAAACACCAAAUCCAGGUCAGAACUGAGCAGAGAUACCAUUGGAGGUUUAUCAGGUAAAGGGAGUCCACUAGCCAAAUCAGAAAAGCAGCUUGAGCAAUACAUGGUGAAGGCACUUUCUGCUCAGCCAUACCACCCUGUGUUUCCUGUGUCUCAAGGUGUUAGUUCCUGCACUUCAUCUUCCCAACAUGCUGUCAGUUCAUCAGGAGAAGUCAAAUAUAUUGGAAAUUCUGGUCAAGAAAUGCAAGUUGCUUGUCAAUUUGCAAAAGAAUCAUCACAUAGAGCCUUAUAUGGAAGCAAAAACCCUUAUGAAUCGACUAGACUCAGUGAUCCCUAUGAUAAAAUCAUGUCCCCAUCUUCAUUUAAAGGAGCGAAUACUGGUAGCAUCACUAGCACUUUGUCAAGGAUGAACUUGCCAGACACCAGUGCUGAAGAAAACACCAAUUCCAACCAACUGAAGCUUCAGAAACAAAUAGUUGGUCAUCAAGGGUUUGAAUCAGGCUCAGGACUAAACAGAGAUGAUGUUGGAUAUUUAACUGCAACAGGAGAUCCACAAAAUGUGCAGGUUGGGCAAAACAUGGUAAAGGCUCUUUCUGCUGAGCCCUACCAUCCUAUGUUUUCUGUCACACAUGGUACUAGUGCCAGGUCAUCUUCACAACACCCAAAUGUGGCAAGACAGUUGCUAGAACAUCCUAAAUUCCAGCCAAGGAUACAUCGCACCCAUCCUUCAGUGCAACCAACAAUCAAAGCUGCAUCCACCUCAAUGACACCCCAUUUUAAAGAGCCUUGUUACCAAGACAAUUCCAGUCUGACAGACAGUUCUUCUACUGCUCAGGGAAUGGACAAUGUUUGGGAUAGCAACCCAGGUAUGUCCCUGCUUCGCCGCACAGCUGUUUCCACCAGGGAUGUAGAGAGCAAUUCUUCCAGCCUGGGUGAUAGGGUGCAUGCUGAUGAUUUGGAAAUACACUCCACUUUGGGUCAUCAAACUGUAGCAAACAGCAUGCAGACUCAGUAUGCUCCUCAGGCUGUAAGGCAAUCAUCACAGCAGUCCCUGAAUGUUGAUGUUAGAGAAACAUAUUCAGCUUUUGGUCAUCUGUCUGCAGCUAACAAUAUACAAAGGCAAUUUGCUCAUCAGGUUACAAGACAACCAUCACAGAGGCCCCUAUAUGAAAGCAGCAAUAGAAGCCUACUGACUGGACCUGAUAGUGAUUCACAGAUGGAACUGUUCAGGCCAUCCUCGUCGCACAGAAUUAUUACUAAUGUCAUCUCUGGUGAAUUGCCAAGGAUCAACUUGCAGAAUGAGACGAUGAUGGGAAAAGCUAAUUUCAACCAGCAAAAUCUUCAGAGACAAAUUGCUCGCCAUGAAAACACUGUACCUCGCUCUUUUGGUACGUACCCAGAGUUCCCAAUAACUUCUUUUUUGUGCCAGCAAAGCUCUGAAUCCUCACAACUAAAUAGUGCUUCUGCCAAAUGUUCACCAGGUUCUGGGAGUUCAUCAACCAGAGUAGGACAACAGGCUGAGCAAUCUACCAUGAUGGGUACUCGUCCUUCCAAUACAGUAUCAGGAGGUGCUGGUCCUCUUCUAGGAAGUCCUCUUUCUUCCAUGUCUGGAGGUUCUAGUUCUGGUGGUAAUCCUAACCAUCAGGGCACUGUUUCUUCUCCAGUAUACCAACCAGGUCGAUACAAUACUAGUUCCACCUUGCCACUAAGAAUGAAAGCACAUGCAAGGGAGGCCUAUGCUACAUCUUCUGAUUCUCUACCUCGAGCCACAAGGCGAAACCACCAAUUAAACUUAGAUUCUGCAGAACAGAGAUCUCAAUGUGUUCAAGAAAGGGGCCUGGAUGAAACUAUAGAGUCAAACAUGUUGACUGCUCAGCAGCAGUUUCAGAGGCAGCUUCAUCGGCAACUUCAAAGGCAACUUCAGAGGCAACUCCAAAGGCAGCUUCAGAGGCAUCAUGAGGGAGCAGUUGCAUCUAAAAUGGAUUCAUUUUAUGGCAAUGAUGAGACUUCUGUCAGGAGGGGCCCAGCUGAGCAAUUUCUCAAAAUAGCAAAGGAUCAUGAAGCAUUCUUCCUUUCAUUUUAUCAUCCUGCUCGUAUUCCAGCCCAUGUCAUGAAUAUGUUGGAUCAAUGCUUUGGUAUUGAUAAGGAAAAAGAGAUGCCACGUCCAGAGAGUAAUCCAACACCUGGUUUUGGUUCACCUAAGCUUGCUCAUAAGAAUGAUACUUCAGGUUUUGAACGAUCUGAUCUGGAUCUCUCUCACACACAUGAUUCCAAAAGGUUAGACAAUAAGGAGCUCAAUGCCCUGCUAUUACACGGGAAGUUCAGCAGCUUGAACAAAGGGAACUAUCGGCUUUUUCACAUAGAAGGCCAUGUGCUUCAAUGCAGCAUUGAUCAGUGUGGGAGCCGCUUUAUACAGCAGAAGCUUCCAACAGCAACACCUGAAGAGAAACUCAUGGUCUUUAAAGAAAUCAUGCCUCAUUUUAUUGAACUGGUGACUGAUGUCUUUGGAAAUUAUGUUCUGCAAAAGAUGAUUGAGCAUGGAGCCGCACCUCAAAGAAGGGAAAUUAUAGGAUGCCUUUUUGGAAGUGUUUUGAGCUUAAGCUGUCAACUAUAUGGGUGUCGAGUAGUCCAGAGGGCUGUAGAACUUGGUGAUCUAGAUCAGAAGAUACAGAUUGCCAAGGAGCUCAAUAGUAAUCUCAUGAAAUGUAUACAUGACCCAAAUGCAAACCAUGUUGUCCAGAAAUGUAUUGAGCACAUGCCACCACGAUUCAUACAGUUCUUUGUGGAGAGCAUGUAUGGGCAUGUCGUGGAGUUAUCAGUCCAUCCAUAUGGAUGCCGUGUCAUCCAGAGAGUUCUGGAGUACUUUGAUAAUCCCACAGUCCAGGAGAUCUUUCUAGAAGAGAUUAUGGGGGAUGUUUACUAUAUGGCAAAAGACCAAUACGCUAACUAUGUUGUGCAGAACAUUUUGCAGCACGGGAAAGCCCUUGUGCGAUCUGCAAUUAUAAAUAAAUUUGUUGGGAGAGUUGUGGCCAUGAGCAAGCAAAAAUUUGCCUCAAAUGUCAUUGAAAAGUGCUUAAUCUUCGGUAGCUAUGAUGAAAAGCAGAAGAUUAUUAAUGAGGUCAUUGGCACAACUGACCUCAUCACAAGUGGUGAAACUGAGGCUCUUAUGGUUAUGGUGAAUGACCAAUAUGCUAACUACGUUGUACAGAAGGUGAUUGAGACCUGUGAUGAGUGGCAGCGCAAGCUAAUAGUCAGGCGACUGAAGGUGCACCACAUCCAGCUUCUCAACUGCACUUAUGCAAAGCAUGUCGUGGCGCGCCUGGAGAGGCUCAUUGAAAUUGGGGAGCGUAAAACAACGAAUCCCAGGCGCUCCAGGCGACAUGGAAAGGAUCCUGUGGUACCACAGCAACCCGGAAAUGAGCUUGAGUAAAUCAGCUGAAGGGAUUAUGACCUCUGUUCACUGCUGCUUCCGUCUGCAGCUUACUGAAUCAUACAUACUACUUUGGUAAAUUCGACAAUCAAUCAAGAUUGCUAAGGCCACAAACUAGCCAUGAACUUCCUGUAAUGUUGGUGAAUAAUGGACGCAAAGAUCGUACGAACAAUUGGAUGCCUGUGAUUUCACAUGAACUCUGCAACUACAGAGUUCUUCUACACUAUGCCUGUCAAAGACGUGUCAAUGACCCCAUGUUUAAUCUGUUGUACUACUUCCAGGUUUGGGACUUCUCGAGGUGUUUAUGGAUUCAGCUAAUUGCAUGUUUGUUUAGCGUAUUAUGGAGCUCUGCUUAUAUCUAAGAACUUUACCAUUGACACAUCAAAGAACAAAAUUUUCAACCAAAAUUCCUUUUGUAAGCUGCACAACUCCUGAGAAGAGGAUUUAGCUAUGCUGCUUUUAUGCCUAAC